AUGAAAUAUGAAUCGUUGGGUCUACUGGUCGGUGUAGCCUCAGGUCUUGCAGAGAGUCGUCAGGCUGCAAGACAAUUGCCGCUAACAACAACUACUGCUGCUGCUGCCACUCCUUGGCCGUCAGUCUCGUACAAGACCGAACCUUUCACAAGCCCAGAGCUUGAGGUCAACCAAACUGGGCCAACAGCACCCGGAUUGAUCUGGUUUUCGCCUGCUCUUUUCUUCCCUCAGCAAGGUCCUGGAGCGCCUUCAACAUCAGAGCUUACACCACUUAUUGCUAGUCAGAACGGCGAAGUCGUCUUCCAUGGACCGAAUUAUCCGCCAGACCAGCCCAACUUCUUUGCGAACUUUAGGCCGCAAUUCUUCAGCAAUGGGACGCUAUUAUCUUACUACCUGGGCCAUUUUGGACCGAACAUGGAGCAGGCACUCGGAAACGUAACCUUUAUUGAUUCUACAUACACGGUGACAACUGUCAUCUGCUUGGCAGAUUAUCCUGCAUUCAUACCUGGUGCCGCUGAGUCGGAAUGCAAAGUCGACCUCCAUGAGUCACGACGCUUGUCUGAUGACAGAUUCAUAGUGACAACUCACAACUAUACUCAGACGGAUUUGUCCGCCGUUGGUGGUCCCCAAGAUGGAUGGGUAACAGACAGUCAGUUUCUGGUCAUAAAUCCAUUCACAGAGGAGAUUUCGUUCAAGUGGUCCAGUCUCGAGCAUUUGGACAAGCUGCCAGUUAACGACUCUAGAAUUCUUAGACAGAACCGAAUGGGUCAAGAGCUUGGCACUUCGCCGGAGCUGGCAUGGGAUUACUUCCAUAUCAAUGCUGUUGCUCCAUUUGAGGAUGGAUACGUCAUCUCAGCCCGCCAUUUCUCAACCGUGGUCUUUAUUGACAAGGAUGGAGAGGUUACAUACCGGUUGAAUGGCGAAAUUGGUCAGGAUUUUUCUCUCCCCACAGACGCGCAUUUCAGAUACCAGCACGACGUUCUUGCCCAUAAGGGGGAUGAUGGAUCUAUCAUCGUAACUAUGUUCGAUAAUGAAAAUUAUGAUGUCCCACCGCCCAGCCAAGAUGUUGAGUCUUCUGCCCUGGAGCUGCGAUUGAACACGAACGACAUGACAGCUAAAUUGGAACGGCGCUUAUUUAGCAACGAUACUGUUCGUGCUAUCGGACUGGGGUCAUGGCAGGACCAGCCCAAUGGAAAUGUCUUCGUUGGCGAAGCGACGUUCCCGGCACUGGCAGAGUUUGACCCAACUGGCAAACAAGUCUGGAACCUGCGCUAUGGAUUUGACAGCCCCGGGUCGUUUCGUGCAUACAAGUAUACAGAAUGGACUGGUAAGCCGGCAUAUCCUCCUAAGGGAGUAGCUGAAGCUCAUGACAAUGGCUCCCUGGUUGUCUUUAUGAGUUGGAAUGGUGCCACGGAGGUUGUCAGCUGGGAUGUUAAAGCACUGACAGAUAAUGGAAUUUCUCUAAAACUUACAAAUGUCCCAAAAUCGGGAUUCGAAACAACGGCUAUUGUCAAUGCCACCACGUCACAGAUACUUCUUGCCGUCGCGCUAGGGGAUGAUGGACAGGUUUUGGGGACAUCGGAGCCGUUUGCGGCCUAG
Messenger RNA from Trichoderma asperellum CBS 433.97, 1599 nucleotides. RefSeq lists its product as uncharacterized. The record is from RefSeq and is a predicted model, not a curated record. NCBI's taxonomy places the organism in Eukaryota, Fungi, Ascomycota, Sordariomycetes, Hypocreales, Hypocreaceae.